AUGCCUGGUUUCUAUGUAUCGCGCGCCUCUUUGUCGCGCAGAGCCAGCUGCAAGUGUUGUGCAGGUCCUCGGGUGCACGAGGUGGCCGAGGGGCUGGUUGUGCAGCUCGAGGAGGGCGAUGUGGCUGUGAUGCAUGACUCGAUCCUCAUGGUUGCGAAGUCACGUGUCUGUCAGAAGCACACCCUGAACUUCGAGGUUAUGGCAAAGGAUGGGCCUCUGCAGCUGCCAGACAAGGCUAUAGCACUGAGCCCGAUCGUGGAUUUGAGCCCUGACGGCGUGGUCUUCGAGGAGCCCAUUCUCGUAAUCCUCCCAGUGUGUAUCGGGGCCACAAAGGCUUGGAGAUCCCUCGGUGACAGCAGCAAGUGGGAGGUCCUGCCAGAAGCAAGAUUCCAUGCCGGUUACGCAAUCCUCUACUUGGAUCAUUUCUGCAAGAUAGCCGCCGGUGGCGAUGAGCCAUUGGAAGCAGCCAUUAAGAUUUCGUGCUACAUGAACUCCCUUUUGGAAGCCAAGUGGGCCAUCACACAUGCUGCCUGUGGAAGUUGCAGGAACUUGCUUCGAAGCUAUGCCAAUGACGAGGAUGUUCUGCAAGACUACAAACCGUGCAAGCCUGCUUCUUACCCAGCUGGGGGCUAUGCCCAUGGCCAAGACUUGAGGCUGGCUUGGCCCCAUGUUUCAAGUCUUGAACCGGAGCCCGGCCAACCGGAGCCCGGUCGACUGAACUUCAGGCGUUUCCCACUUGUACCUUGCUUGAACCUCAAGAUCUUUCAGGAAUCUGUCCAGGACUGCAGAAAGUUGUGUAUCUCCAGAAAUGUUAGAUUGUCUUUGGGGUAUCAGAUCAGGUUUCUUCCGUGCCCUGGCCGUCGCCCGAACCGUCUUUCGAGCUGCAGAUCGUCGACAGUAGCGAGACGCGCAGGUGCAGAUUCCGCGACUCGGCUGCAGUUUUUUGCGUGA
Symbiodinium natans is the source of this 951-nucleotide messenger RNA. The record is from the annotation of a GenBank genome assembly. Lineage: Eukaryota; Dinophyceae; Suessiales; Symbiodiniaceae.